This is a messenger RNA of Solea senegalensis (Senegalese sole), 1009 nucleotides long. RefSeq names its product integumentary mucin C.1-like. Lineage: Eukaryota; Metazoa; Chordata; Actinopteri; Pleuronectiformes; Soleidae. The record is from RefSeq and is a predicted model, not a curated record. The transcript has 6 exons. Bases 269 to 1009 code for a protein of 246 amino acids.
GUAGAGCACACUGGGCAUUUUCUGAUCUGCUGGGAAAAUACAAUUAUUUUCUAUACGGGAGUUGUUCAUCAGUUCUUUCUCAGGGUAAAGUGGAUUUACACGCCGUUGUCCUGUCACACCGGCACUAUAAGGGUGUACCACAUGAGGCAGGAACUUACUGAACUUACAGGGCAGCUUGUCAACAUCUGAAGACAGGUUUUUUUGUCUAUCGACAGAAGACAGUGCAUAUUUUACAACUGUGAUUUGACUUUGUUUUCAAGGAGAAGUUAUGCUCUGUAAAAAAAGUGAAGAACUCAAACAAGCUCCCAGGAUUUGCUCGUGUGGAUUUUCAUGGCGGCGCAGAAUGAAACAUCCAGGUAUCAGACGUCUAUACUGGCUGCAGAUACUGCUGGUCGUCCUAUUGGCAGAUCAAGCGUCUUGUGUAGAAACCUCGACUGAACCUUCCAUCAUUGAUACCAUUCCUAUAACAGCUGCUCAGACGUCAGUUUACUACUUCCUUGAUGUCACUGUGUUUGUCACUGGACAGAAGAAGGACGAGUCAGACAUUAAGGCCUGGCUUGAUCAAGUGUUGCAAAACAAGCUGGGGGAUUGUGUGUCUCCAAGAAAGUCAACUACCUCUAAACAAAUAUCAUCUGCAAAUGAGACAACAGCCGCGACCACAGCUGCAGCAAUUACUACGGCAGCAACAACGAUCACAGAUGGAGCCACUGCAAUAACAGAAGCAACAACACCUACAGCAGCACCAACAACGACAGCAACAACAACGACACCACUAUCGUCGACCUCUGCAGAAACAACUACAGCAGCAACAACGACUGUAACAGCAAGUACAGCAGCAACGACAACCACAGCAGCAACGGCUACAACAGCAACGACAACAACCCCAGCACCGAAGAUUACAGCAGCAACGACCAGAGCAGCAACACUGACCACAGUGCCGACGACCACAACAGCAACAACUACAGCAGCAACAACAACUAAAGCACCGACAACUCCACAGCAGCAGUAG